CUGUGUUCGAGAGCAUCAAAAGGACUGCAUACUGACUGAUUUAAAAAUCACUUUGCAUCAUAAAAACCACACAUUAUUAUUUGUAGAUCAGUCCGAAUUUGCCACAUAUAUUGCGGUUUUGAUCCUCUCGAACACGGCCUGUUUAUUUCAAGCCUGCUAUGCUAGGUUAGGGCGCACUGUUAGCUAGCUAGCAAGAAAACAAACAAACGUUCGUUCGUUCGGCCAAAUAAUUGUUCUCUUCCCACAGUUUAUUUAGAGCUAGUCCCACUUGACGAAGGUGCAAUGUCGUCGUGGGCACCAGGCGGCAGACGGCCUCAACCCAACCCAAACGGAGGCAGUGUUAAACCUCUUCGGCCUUUUCGAAGACCAGCACCAUACCCCGUGAGAGAAGACAGAACCGACGACCACAAGGAUUCUGAGAGUUACGAGGAGUUGGACCAACAGCAUGACUACUCAGGUAACAACAUGGACUAUGAAGGAUAUCAACAAAAUGCUUCUCCCAAGGUUUACAAUGCAGCUGACAAACGUAGCGCCCUCUACCAGCGGUUCUACAAGCAACUCCAGGAGAAGACACCUGCAGACUGUGUUGUUCUGUCUGUGAGCAACCAGAGCACGGAUUACCCCAAAUCUAUAGGCCACUGUUUGCAGGACCGUGGCCUCUCGGUGGAAAUGAUUUACCUGCAGGCGGAGUCGGGCCUGACCCGGGCCCUACAAGAUGUCCGCUCCGACGGUUCCCCCUUAUGUAUUCUUGUCGAACAGACUAACGUAGCUCUGUCCUCGUGCACAGUAAUCAUAUUUUCAGAAUCCCUCAAAAUCCACCGCAACAUGCCCAAGGACCAUGCCAUGGACUUUGUAAUGGCGGAGUAUGGCCGUGGGCUUGGGGAGCGGACGCAGCAGAAGGACCCUGCAGAAACAGGGGCGCGGGCAGCCGAGCUGGUGGAUGACUACCUGGAGAGAGAGAAAAUGGAGAGGCAUGCUGUGCCCUCUGACACCCGCCAGCUGCUCUUCUUCCUGGCCGAGGGAGUCCACCUGUACCCCGAGGAGCUGAGCACCAUCGCAGAGUACCUUCGCAACCGCCAGGACCAUCUGCAAGCCACGUCUGAGACUGGUGAUGGCCCCCGGCCUGAGAGGAAGAAGAUGUUGCCUCCUGGUUUAGGGAAACCUCCACCGCUGCUACCUACCCCCUCAGGCCCUCAUGGCAGAGAGCCACCCCCUGGGAUGGGAGAGCACCCUGCCACCCCCCUCAUGACUCCAGGCUCAUACCCGAAGACCAAGCCCCCUCCACUGCUGUCCAUGCACCAGGGACAGGGGCUAUCUCAUCGUUCCCCUCAUGGUCCCCCACCUCCUCACGGCCCCUCUUCUACACAUGGACCUCCUCACGGCCCCCACGGUCCACUACCUCGUGGACCCCCACACCACCAUGGCCCCCCUAACCCCCGAGGGCCCCCUCCCCCCCGUGGUCCUCCACAGAGUGGCCCCAUGCCCCCACACGGCCCCAGAGGAGCCCCACCAUCACUGAAGAGCCUUCACAUGGGACCACAGCCUGGGCUGCUCCCCUGUCCAGGUGGUCUGCCUCCACACCCUAACACACCCAGGCGCUGAGAGAAGAACACCUCUAGACCACCAUGGACAGACAGCAGAAAGCAUCAGAGCUGACCAGGAAACACUGUCAUACUGGCCUGAGGAGUGGGAUCUCCUUCAGCUCAGUACCCUGCUGCUGCUCUCUCAGGACCCCACACUACCACUCCUCAUCCCAGAGCCCUGUGUAGAUAGAGUAUCUCUGUAUCCAUAGUUUAGCAAGCUGAAAUAGAAUGUUUGGAUGUAUUUGACUAUUUGGAAGUUCAGAGCUCAAUUUUUAUGAGCAUUUGAGUUGACCCACAGCAAUGUUCAGGAGCCAAGUCAGAACAAAUGAGAUGUUUUUUUUUUUUUAUUGCGUUCUCAGAUUCUUUGUUUUGUGUUUUUGUUUCAUUGAUCUGUUUUUGUAGUUUAAGUUUUUAUCUGAAAAUUGGCUGUCGAAUAUUAUAAUAAACAAUAGAAUAAAGGCUAAUCAAUCUCA
Coregonus clupeaformis (lake whitefish) is the source of this 2056-nucleotide messenger RNA. Its product is annotated as nuclear receptor coactivator 5. Lineage: Eukaryota; Metazoa; Chordata; Actinopteri; Salmoniformes; Salmonidae. The coding region runs from base 283 to 1602 and encodes 439 amino acids. The transcript is spliced from 9 exons. The record is from RefSeq and is a predicted model, not a curated record.